Molecule: messenger RNA, 687 nt
Organism: Drosophila subpulchrella
Lineage: Eukaryota; Metazoa; Arthropoda; Insecta; Diptera; Drosophilidae
Product: atherin-like
Exons: 2
Coding region: 1-687 (228 amino acids)
Source: RefSeq, a predicted model, not a curated record
AUGGCAUCCAAGGCGAUCAGACCUAGGAGCGGACUUCAACCCGGAGUGGUACAGCGGCACGAGCGUCGGCAUGCCGGAUCCAAGGACGCUGCGCCCGCCAACGCCAACCCACUCCCGGAGCGCCACAUAGCCACGUGGCCUCCCACGAAGCCGUCAAGCGCAUACCGCGCCCCGAGCAGCGCCCACAGAGCGGCCCAGCAGCGUCACCCGCGCCGCCAGCCGCGUUAUCAGCAGCGCAGACCCAGCAGUGUCCCGCGCCGCACAGUGCCACCCACGUGGCCAUCAGGUGCCCACAGAGCGCCACCAGCAGCGCCAACAGCAGCGCCAACAACAGCGCCGGACACGUGGUCACCAGCCACACAACGAGCGUCACCAGGAGCGCGCAACGAGCGGCCCCGCGCCCUCAGCAGCGUUCAGCGCCCAUCGGGCGGCGUCAUUUGCACCACCAGCAGCACCCACCGAGUGCCUACCGAGUGCCCACCGAGCGCCACCAGCAGCGCCCACAGCAGCGCCCAUCAGCAGCACCCGCCACGCUACGAGCGCCACCAAGAGCGCCCAACGAUCAGCGCCGCCGCUCACCAGCCGCACUCACCGAGCGCCAACGGGAGCACCAGCCGCAACCACAUCGGUCAGCCAGUGCACGUCAGCAGCACCUGCCGUGCGCCCAGCGCCCAGUCACGUCACUAG